This is a messenger RNA of Drosophila obscura, 514 nucleotides long. RefSeq lists its product as uncharacterized. The transcript has a single exon. NCBI's taxonomy places the organism in Eukaryota, Metazoa, Arthropoda, Insecta, Diptera, Drosophilidae. The record is from RefSeq and is a predicted model, not a curated record. Bases 282 to 473 code for a protein of 63 amino acids.
CCACAUUUCGAGGUGCUAUUUUUUGUGGAGAAGACGUUUCAUUGCCACCCAGCCAAUUGUUUGUCUACCCAACGCUCAUUUUCCGCCGCGUGCCGUUGACCGUCGCGAACAAAGAGUGGAAAAUUUCCAACUCAGCAGAAAAAUCCUUUUGUGUUGCGGUGUACCGUGUGGAAGGGGAAAAGUGAAACGAAACCUAAAUAACUGCUGCUGUGCUGCUGGUCAAGAAAAGAACGUCUUUUCUGGCCCAAACUUCUGAUCGUCUCGCAUUUGAUUUAAUUUGGAUGGGUGUGAGGCGUAGUAUGCAAGAGAACUGCUGCAACAAGGACUGCCUGGGUCUCCGAAAGCGUGUCUGCGGUCUCCAUCAAACCUUCAAGUGGCUGCACCAGACCCCCGCACUGCACGAGUAUUUGAUCUCCGCCAGUUCGGUUGCUGCAAACACAGGCAAGGCAAACGAGCCCAGAGCAACAGUCUAAAGUCCACCCCAAGACCAAAGCAAUCAAACCAAACGAAUAUA